AUGAAAUUUAAUAAAUUAUAUUUAUAUAAACUUGAAGGUCAAGAUAAGAAAUCAUCAGUAUAUAGUUUAAUAACACAUCCAGUUCCAAGUAUAGUUUUAGCGUACUUUUUUAUGGUUUUAGUUGUAGUAUGUCCAUUAUAUGAUGAAAGUGAACAAUUGACCAAAGGAAAUUUAAUAUAUUUAUUGGUAUAUUUACCAUGUGUAACAUUUUUUUGUUUUGCAGUAUUCUUCCCAUUGACAUUUACAUUUUUAAAUUUACCUAGAAUUCCAUUCAAUGUGAAAUCAACAUUUCUUUACCUAACGAUUUGGGUAUUCUUUUUAUCAUUUUGUCAUUUAGUUUUCAUGUUAAUUGGUAUAUUUCCAAUACCAUUCGAAUGGAUAAUCAUUUCAUUUGGUGUUGGUGUACCAUUGGUUUAUUUAUUAGUUUGGUUAAGUAUUUCAAAACAUGUUAAAUCUGGAAAAGAUACAAAUCAUUCAACAUUAGUAUCAGAAGUUUUAAAUGAAAAUUCAACAUCACAAUAUGGUAAUUAUAGUAGUAAUUCAUAUCGUCAUAAUCUUUAUCAAUAUGAAAAAAAUGGUGCAGAUAUUGAAUCACCACAGUUAUCAACAACAUCAGCAACAACAACAACUUCAAAUUUAACUCCACCAUCAAUGAUGUUUUAUAAAAAAGAUAGUAGUAAUAAUAAUAAUAUUAUUAAUACAAAUACUACUACUACUACUUCUACUACUAUUAAUAAUAGUAAUAGUAAUAUUAAUACACCAAUACAAAAAACUGAAUUCAUUAAUGAAACUUCACAAGUUGGUAUACCAUUAAAAGAAAUUUAUUCAUCAAGUCAAAUUAAUUCAAAUCCACUUUUAAUUGGUUUAAGUUUAAAUGAGUCAUCUCAACAACAACAUCAACAACCUCAACAACAACAACAACAACAACAAUUAAAACUUUCAAAAACAUUAUCAGAAUCACCAUCAAAAUCAAAUCCAAAAUCAUUAUCAAAUUCAUUCAUUCAAAAUUUAUGUGUAAAUGAUGGUGCAAAUGAAAAUAUUGAAGAAAUAAUUAAUAUUGAUAAACAUGUAAAUAAUAAUAUUAAUAAAAAUAAUAAGUGUAAUAAUAAUAAUAAUAAUAUAUCAAGUAAUAAUACAAGUAGCGUAAAUUUAAAUAAUUUAAAUACAAUUGGUGAUGAUAUUGAAGAAAAUGAUGGUGGUAAAAGUAUUGGUAGUAGUGUUUCAGGUUCACCAAGAUCAUCUAUUGAUAUUCCAUUCGAUUUAUCAAUUGAACCUGGUGGUAUAACUUCACCAAAAUUAAAUAGUUGUAAUAAUAGUAAUAAUAAUAAUAGUAAUGGAAGAAUCAUUGAAAUUCCAAAAUUAAAUAAUAAUGUAGAAUUUGAAAAUAAAAAAGAAUCAACAAAUACAACAUCAUUAGAUGAUAAUUUCAUUUCAGCAACAACCCCAAGAAAUUAUAAUUCAUCAACAAAUAAAAGUUUCUUUUCAAAAGAUGGUUUCUUUUUUAAAUGGUGGAUUGUAUCAUCAACGAUUAUUUUAGGUCCAUUUGGUUAUGCAAUUUUUCAUAUUUUCCUUUUUGCUUUCUAUAGUGUAACAAAUAAUAUUUUCCAAGUUAUUCUUAUCGUAUCUUUUCAAAUCAUUGUAUUUAUAUAUAAAUUAAUCUUUAGAUUAUCAUUUCAUAGAAUGAGAAGAAAUUUACCAAAUAUCCCAUUAAGAGUAUUUCAAGAUGGUAGAGUUUUAUUUUUAUUUUGGUUAGAAUUAAGUUCACAUUGUUUCUUUUCUAUGGUAUUUCCACAUGUCGGAGCAUGGUAUAUGAUUAUUAUUUAUUUGGCGUUGGAAGCUGUGACAUUGACAUUACAAAUAUUUGUUGAUACUAUUGCAUUUAGAAAUUGGUGUAUUAGAACAUUUGAAAAGUUGUAUGAACAUUUUUAUUUGAUAAAAUAUGAAGGUGUUUUAAUGUACAAUAUUUUAGGUCAAAAUGGUGAUUUGGAUAGAACAGUAUCAUUGGAGAUCUUUUUCUUUAAUACUGUUGCAAGAGCGUUAUCGGGUUUCGCAUAUAUUGUAUUCUCAUUAACAAUUUAUUAUGGACCAAAUCAAGAAUACUACCCAACUAUUAAAUCAUUAUCAGAAUUUAAUUAUUUUCUAACAUUAUUAUAUGCUUUUGCUUCAUUAACAACCGCUUUAAUUCAUAUGUACAUUUUUAAAAGAAUACUUAAACAUGUUUAUAAAAUUAAUUUAAUUAAAAGAGGUAUUCAAGUUUGGGGAAGAAAACCUGAUGUUGCUUUCUUUUUCAUUACAAAUUGUUUCAUAUUGCCACUUGUUGUAUUAUUACAACAAAAUAAUGCUGUUAGUUUUUUAAUUUCAAAUUUAAAUAAAUAA
This is a messenger RNA of Dictyostelium discoideum AX4, 2376 nucleotides long. RefSeq lists its product as hypothetical. Gene Ontology annotation, biological process: chromatin remodeling. Lineage: Eukaryota; Evosea; Eumycetozoa; Dictyosteliales; Dictyosteliaceae. The transcript is spliced from 2 exons. The record is from RefSeq and is a predicted model, not a curated record. The coding region runs from base 1 to 2376 and encodes 791 amino acids.